CCGGUUUAUCCAAAGACCUUUGAUGCGAUUACUACCUUUGUACCUUGGAGCCAUUUAUUACAACCAUGAAAAGAAUGAAUAAAGUUAUUUUAUAUACUGGUACUUAAAAGAGAAUAGAUUUGAAAAUCAGCUUUUGUUGAAAACCAUCAACCAGAUUCUGUAACAUGGACAGUAGGGGAACUCCAUUAUCAAACCAGUAUGAACUUGAUUCAUUAUGUAUCCAGGAUAGCUGUGAAUUGGACAGCAGCAUAACCACAAAAUCAAACCAGCAUGAACUGGAUUCAUCAGGUGAUAAAGAUAAUUCAGGCAUUUUGAUUCCGAUUAUGAAUUGUGAGAGGGAAAAUGGAUCAAAUAAACUUUUAAAUGAUGAUACCUGUAAUAAAAGACAGACCUUGGAUUGUAGUUCUGUUGCUGAAAAAGUGGUUGCAAAGAUAAAUGAAAGACAAUUUUGUGACACAAAUAUUAAAACAGAUGAUACCUUUCAUCAAAACAAUUUAAAUGAUAAAUUCAUUAACACCAAAGACAAUGUUAAAAUAGGUACUUCAUUGGAAGCAGGAAGUAAAUUACAUCACCUAUAUGACAUAAAGGUUAAAGUUGAGAAAGAUGAAGAAUAUCAACCUAAAUUAUUUGAUUGUAGUUCCGAAAAUAAUUCUGACAAUUGCAGUGCAACGACUGAACUCGCGAUAAAAAUAGAGUGUAAUGAAUGGACUUUAAAUGACAGCGGUGAUUACCAUGAUAAAACAGAAAGUGUAGGGGACAUCACAAAUAAUGUUGUCAAACAAAAUCCAUUUGAAAAGGCCAUCACUGUUGACAUAAGCAAAGUUAAACAGGAAGUCAGUGAUGGGGGAAGAGCUUCAGAUGAGAAUCCAAUAGACAGGCAUACAGUAGAAGAGACAAUAAAUAUAAAUGAUAUCAAGCAGGAAGUUUAUGAUCAGAUAAGUAGAUUUAAUGAGCAGACACCCUCCUUAAGGGAUGGACAGGCAGAAAAUGAUGCUGUAGCUGAUGAUGGGGAUGAGGGAAGUGAAGAACAAAUUCAUAUGUACAUUCAAGACAAUAGUCCAUGGAAGGACCAAUUUCCAAAGAUUGGGAAGGUGGAUAAGAAGAUGGUAGGAUGUGAAGUUUGUCACAAAUUAUUCAGUGCAAAAUAUAUCUCCAUACAUCGAAAAAUACACAAAGAUGACAUGUAUAUGUGUAGCUAUUGUGGAAAGGGGUUUAAGAUAAAGGGCAGUUUAAACUGUCAUGUAAAAAUACACACGGGUGAAAAUCCUUACAAAUGUGAUCAGUGUGGUAAAGCAUACAGACGGUCAGACCUUCUCAAGUCACACAUGAUUCAACAUACGGGUUACUUACCACAUAAAUGUGAUGUCUGUGGGAAAUGCUUCACAUUGAAAAGUAGACUAAAAAGACAUCUUAUAAUACAUUCUGAUGAGAAACCAUUUAAAUGUAGCGUGUGUAACCAGGGUUUUACACAACGACAUCACAUGACCGAGCACAUGAUUACACACACUGGGGUCAAAAAGUUCUGUUGUAACUUAUGCGGGAAAAAUUUUGGGAUAAAAAGUACACUAACUAAACAUCUUAGAAUACACGAUGAUGAUAGACAAUAUAAAUGUCGAAUAUGUGGUAAAGGUUUCAUAACUAGUUUUAAUUUGAAAGUACACGAAAGAAUUCAUAGCGGGGAAAAACCAUAUAGUUGUGUCGUCUGCUAUAAAAGAUUUGCCAACAGUUGCCACUUAAAUGAACAUCUUACUGUUCAUACCAAAGAAAAACGCCAUCGAUGUCAGGAAUGUGGCAAGUCAUUUUCAACUUCGUCAAAAGUUACACGACAUAUGUUAACACAUACUGGUCAAAAGCCUUUUAUUUGUCACAUUUGCGGUGGCAGGUACAGUCAGAAAGGUCACUUGACAGAACAUGAACGAACUCAUACCAAUGAUUACCCUUAUAGAUGUAGUAAAUGCGAUCAAGGAUUUGUGUCAAAAAGUAAACUAGAGGCUCAUGAUAUGAAACAUUUAACUUCAAGUGCAUACAAGUGUACAAUUUGUGGAGAUAUUUUCAGUACUAAAGACGAAAAAUUGAUUCACAUGAGAAAAGACCAUGAAGAUGAAUAUAGAUUUGGCUGUAAUCAAUGCCUAGAAGUUUAUAGACAAGAAAAACAAUUUGAACAACAUAUGAGAUCACAUUUAGGAAUUAAACCUUACAAAUGUGAAAUCUGCAACAAGCACUUCACACAGACAAGUAGCUUAAACCUCCAUUUGAAAAUACACACAGGAGAGAAAAAGUUUUCUUGUGAAAUAUGUGAUAAACUAUUUAGGACUAAACAUGGUUUAAGAAAACAUUCCCUGACCCACACAAGGGUCAAAGACCCUGGAGAAGAAUGUGAAACGUGUGGUUUAAUGUUCAGAAAUGAACAAGCUUUACAAUGUCAUAUGCACAUCCAUAGUAAAGAUUAUGUUAACUCUACCAUAUCUAUACUUAAAUAACAAAUUUCUGAGGAGAAAGUCAAUAGCCAAAAAAUAUUUCUUUCCAGGAAAAAUCACAUGGCAAUAAUACUGACCUUAAGUAUGGGUAAUUUUUUAUAAAUGCAUACUUUUGUUGUUGUUUUAUGAUAUGGUAUGGGUGUCAUUGUAGUCAUGGGGAGUUUUGAUGUAGUAAAUACAGAUUAAUUUCAAGUUUCCAGAAACCUGAUGUGUCUAUUUAAAUCCAUAUUUAUAGUACAUGUAUUAUUGGUACAUCUUUAUUAUCAUAUUUCGUCUGCAGUCACAAUUAAUUUUUUAAGCUUAAUAUUACUUCCUGGCAACUAAAGUCUAUUCAAGAAAUAUUUUAAUUUUAUACUAAUCUUCAUACUGGUACACAAAAGGUACCUUUGGAAAAGCAUUACUUACAUGAAUUAUGUGUUUGGCAAACCCAAGUAAUUUAAAAUUUCAAAUCUAUUUAAUUUGAAAUUUAUAGACAAAGUUGAGCAAAGUUAACCAUGUUAAUAUUACAUAAAAGGAUAAAUCAAAGAAAUUUCAAAGGUAGAAUGAAGCAAUUAAGAAUCACAGUUUUCUGUUCCCAAUUUUUAUACGACCGCAAAAAAAUUUUUGCGAUCGUAUAUUGGUAUGAUGUUGGCGUCGUCUUUGUCUCCGGCGGCGUCGUCGUCGUCCGAAGACACACUGGUUUUCGCACUCUAACUUUAGUUUAAGUGAAUGGAUCUCUAUGAAAUUUGAACAUAAGGUUCAAUACCACAAAAGGAAGGUUAGGAUUGAUUUUGGGGUUAUGGUACCAACAGUUAAGGAAUUAGGGGCCAAAAAGGGGCCAAAAAUAAGCAUUUUUGUAACUUCCAGACACAACUUGUGUGUUAGUGUAUGGAUCUCUCUGACAUUGUACCACAAGGUUCCAUAUCACAAAGGGAAUGCUGGGAUUGAUUUUGGGGGUAAUUGCCUCAAAAUUUUAGGAAUAAGGGGCCAUAAAAGGGGCAAAAAACAAGCAUUUUUAUAUGGACAAAUACUUUAGUACAAAACAUAAUUUAAAGCAGUGUAAGGGAGAUAAAUCAAAUACAUCAUUUAAAUUACCUCCCUUACACUGCUUUUAAACUAUGUAUAAAGUAAUGGUUAAUGAACAAUUAAGGUAGAUAGGGUGUCUUCCUCCAUCUUGGAUUUGAAAUACCAGAAAAUAAUCAGUCUAGACCUUUAAUAAAAUGUGCAAAUUUUGAGAGUAGUGGGUAAUUCAUGUGUAAGAAUUUACAUUUUAAUAUAGAAAAUGACAUGUUUAAUUAUAUUUAUGGUUGUAUUUUACAAAAAAACAGAAUACUUUUGUUUGAUUCAAUUUUUUCCAACUUUGCCACAUAAGGGGAGGCAACUCAAAUGUAAGGGCAGAUAAUUCAAAUAUUGUUACUUUUACAAUAGAAUGUGUUAGGAAUUUAUCUAUUUUAUUAUGUAGCAAGAAAACGGGCCCGGUGACCCCAUUUUUUCUUUUUCUUAUCUGAAAGUAUAAUAUUAGAGCUAUUUUCUCAUAUUUUAUCUCAAAAUUCUAUGGUGCAGUUUUCGUUUUAUGGCAGAAAAUUGCGUUUUCCAUGCAUAAUCUAUAAAAAAUCUGUCAAUUUUGCACAACCUGUAGCGUGAAAAUAAGCCCCGUGACCCAUUCUUUUUAUUAUUUUUUCCAAAAAACCAUGAUAUAAACUACAUUUUGGCAAAUUAUUAAAAAAUUCUAUGGAUUAUAAUUUAGACACCCCAUCUACCUUAAGACAAUUUAAAACAGUGUAAGGGAGGUAAUCCACAUACAACACUUUGAUUACUUCCCUUACACUGCUUUUAAAUUAUGUUUAAAGAAAUGCAUAUUUUUAAAGGAAGACCAGUAAAAAUAUCUACAAAUGUUGCAUCUUUUUUUUUUUACAAAAAAAUCCAUAUGAAAGAUUUGACACCAUAUUUUAAAUUCUAUUAUAGAAUAAAUUAAGUUAGCACUAUGGUAAAUUUAAAUGGGUAAUUAUGGUUGCAAAUUCCAUUGGAAAUUUGAAUUGAGAUUAUGACCAUAUCUUGAGGGAAAGAAUUGAGGGGGGGGUAAAAAGAAAUUGUGGGAGGUCAAUUUUUUCUCAUUUCAGAUUUCAGAAAUUAAAAAGAAUUAUUCUUCAAAUAUUUUUUUUUUUUCAAAUUUCAAGAAGUAAUCUUAAAUUGCACAGUAUGGCGCAUUAGAUUUGUAAAAUCUUUGACCACAUUUAUUUAUUUGUUAUGCCAAAUCUGACUGUGUAUUUAGAUUUUUAAUUUUGGGUCCAGUUUUCAAAUUGGUCUACAUUAAGGUCCAAAGGGUCAAAAAUUAAACUUAGUUUGAUUUUAACAAAAAUUGAAUAUAUGGGGUUCUUUGAUAUGCUGAAUCUAAACAUGUAUUUAGAUUUUUGAUUUUGGGCCCAGUUUUCAAGUUGGUCCAAAUUGGGGUCCAAAAUUAAAGUUUGUUUGAUUUCAACAAAAAUUGAAUAUAUGGGGUUCUUUGAUAUGCUGAAUCUAACCAUGUAUUUAGAUUUUUUAUUUGUGGGCCCCACUAUCAAAUUGGUCCAUAUUGAGGUCAAAAGGGUCCAAAAUAAAACUUUGUUUUAUUUCAUCAAAAAUUGAAUUAUUGGGGUUCUUUGAUAUGCCAAAUCUAACCGUGUAUUUAGAUUUUUAAUUUUGGGUCCCGUUUUUUAAAUUGGUCUACAUUAAGGUCCAAAGGGUCCAAAAUUAAACUUAGUUUGAUUUCAACAAAAAUUGAAUUCUUGGGGUUCUUUGAUAUGCUGAAUCUAAACAUGUGUUUAGAUUUUUGAUUAUGGGUCCAGUUUUCAAGUUUGUCCAAGUUGGGGUCCAAAAUUAAACUUUGUUUGAUUUCAACAAAAAUUGAAUAUAUGGGGUUCUUUGAUAUGCUGAAUCUAACCAUGUAUUUUGAUUUUUGGGCCCCGUUAUCAAAUUGGCCCACAUUGAGGUCCAAAGGGUCCAAAAUUAAACUUAGUUUGAUUUUAACAAAAAUUGAAUAUAUGGGAUUCUUUGAUAUGCUGAAUCUAAACAUGUAUUUAGGUUUUUGAUUUCGGGCCCAGUUUUCAAGUUGGUCCAAAUUGGGGUCCAAAAUUAAACUUUGUUUGAUUUCAACAAAAAUUGAAUAUAUGGGGUUCUUUGAUAUGCUGAAUCUAACCAUGUAUUUAGAUUUUUUAUUUGUGGGCCCUGCUAUCAAAUUGGUUCAUAUUGAGGUCAAAAGGGUCCAAAAUUAAACUUUGUUUUAUUUCAUCAAAAAUUGAAUUAUUGGGGUUCUUUGAUAUGCCAAAUCUCACCAUGUAUUUAGAUUUUUAAUUUUGGGUCCAUUUUUCAAAUUGGUCUACAUUAAGGUCCAAAGGGUCCAAAAUUAAACUUAGUUUGAUUUUAACAAAAAUUGAAUAUAUGGGGUUCUUUGAUAUGCUGAAUCUAAACAUGUAUUUAGAUUUUUUAUUUUGGGCCCAGUUUUCAAGUUGGUCCAAAUUGGGGUCCAAAAUUAAACUUUGUUCGAUUUCAACAAAAAUUGAAUAUAUGGGAUUCUUUGAUAUGCUGAAUCUAACCAUGUAUUUAGAUUUUUUAUUUGUGGGCCCCGCUAUCAAAUUGGUCCAUAUUGAGGUCAAAAGGGUCCAAAAUUAAACUUUGUUUUAUUUCAUCAAAAAUUGAAUUAUUGGGGUUCUUUGAUAUGCCAAAUCUAACCGUGUAUUUAGAUUUUUAAUUUUGGGUCCUGUUUUUUAAAUUGGUCUACAUUAAGGUCCAAAGGGUCCAAAAUUAAACUUAGUUUGAUUUUAACAAAAAUUGAAUUCUUGGGGUUCUUUAAUAUGCUGAAUCUAAACAUGUGUUUAUAUUUUUGAUUAUGGGUCCAGUUUUCAAGUUGGGGUCCAAAAUUAAACUUUGUUUGAUUUCAACAAAAAUUGAAUAUAUGGGGUUCUUUGAUAUGCUGAAUCUAACCAUGUAUUUUGAUUUUUGGGCCCCAUUAUCAAAUUGGUCCACAUUGAGGUCAAAAGUGUCAAAAUUAAACUUUGUUUGAUUUCAUCAAAAAUUGAAUACUUUGGAUUCUUUGAUAUGCUGAAUCUAACCAUGUAUUUAGAUUUUGGAUAUUGGACCAUAAUAGGUAAAUUAAAAAAUUUUAAGUUCUUAGACCACAUUCAUUCUGUGUCAGAAACCUAUGCUGUGUCAAAUAUUUAAUCACAAUCUAAAUUCAGAGCUGUAUCAAGCUUGAAUGUUGUGUCCAUACUUGCCCCAACUGUUCAGGGUUCGACCUCUGCGGUCGUAUCAAGCUGCGCUCGGCGGAGCAUUUUAUUGAUUCAGCCAUGCUGGAUCUAUGCGAUCACUCCGGAUUUGGAGAUGGUGCAAAAUUCUAAGUUGAAGACAUAUCAUGAAAAUAAUUUUGUGUUUCUAUGACUUGCAAAAACUUUAUAGUAUAAAGUUUAUACACCAUUUUAAUCAUUAACUGCCAACUUUUGACAUGUCAUUCCUUAGAUUAAGCGUGAUUAAGAAAAGAUUGGUCAACAACUCUUUUAUUUUAGAUAUACACUUGCAUAUAGUUCCUUUGUAUAUUUAUAAUAAUUUACUAUUUAUGAAUUAAUUUAAUCAGUGGAAAUGAAUUUUGAAAGUAUCAUAAUAGUAUCUUAUGCUUGUGUAAAUAAUUGAAUAAAAUUUGGGUCAAGAUGUGUAUUGAUAUAUAUAUAUAUAAGUUGAUU
Molecule: messenger RNA, 7168 nt
Organism: Mytilus californianus (California mussel)
Lineage: Eukaryota; Metazoa; Mollusca; Bivalvia; Mytilida; Mytilidae
Product: zinc finger protein 345-like
Exons: 4
Coding region: 165-2480 (771 amino acids)
Biological process (GO): regulation of transcription by RNA polymerase II
Cellular component (GO): nucleus
Molecular function (GO): DNA-binding transcription factor activity, RNA polymerase II-specific; RNA polymerase II transcription regulatory region sequence-specific DNA binding
Source: RefSeq, a predicted model, not a curated record